This is a messenger RNA of Vigna angularis (adzuki bean), 2031 nucleotides long. RefSeq lists its product as uncharacterized. The transcript is spliced from 2 exons. NCBI's taxonomy places the organism in Eukaryota, Viridiplantae, Streptophyta, Magnoliopsida, Fabales, Fabaceae. Bases 1 to 2031 code for a protein of 676 amino acids. The record is from RefSeq and is a predicted model, not a curated record. Gene Ontology annotation, molecular function: nucleic acid binding; RNA-DNA hybrid ribonuclease activity. Gene Ontology annotation, biological process: DNA integration.
AUGGCACACAAGUUGUCCAUUUUCCGAGAAGCACGACCCGUCGCACAAAAGAAACGACGGUUCGGAGAAGAAAAGCGUAAAGCCAUCCAGGUCGAGGUGGAAAAGUUGAUGAACGCCCGGUUCAUCAAGGAGUUAACUUACACUACAUGGUUGUCGAACGUAGUUAUGGUCAAAAAGUCGAGCGGCCAGUGGAGAAUGUGUGUCGAUUUCACCGACCUCAAUAAAGCAUGUCCCAAAGAUUCAUAUCAUUUGCCUAGCAUAGACCGUUUGGUAGAUGGAGCGUCCGGCCAUGUCAUACUCAGUUUCCUCGACGCGUACUCGGGGUACAACCAAAUCCCCAUGUACGCACCCGAUCAGAGCAAAACAGCCUUCAUCACAGAACAUGCUAAUUACUGUUAUGAAGUAAUGUCAUUCGGUUUGAAGAACGCCGGGGCUACCUAUCAACGUCUAAUGGAUAAAGUCUUCCAUCAGCAAAUAGGACGUUGCAUGGACGUCUAUGUCGAUGACAUGGAGGCUCCAUCAUUCAAGCUUAUAUACUUCAUCAGCCGUACACUUCAGGGAGCGGAAGAGAGAUAUUCUCAAAUCGAGAAGAUCACAUUGGCCCUCCUUACGGCUUCGCGUCGACUCCGACCAUACUUCCAGAGCCAUCAAAUAAUAGUUCGCACCGAUCAUCCUAUUGCUAAGAUACUCCGUAAACCCGAUUUAGCGGGACGCAUAGUUUCAUGGUCGAUAGAACUGUCAGAGUUCGGUCUCCGCUACGAGCCACGGGGAUCUGUUAAGGGUCAACAUUUGGCAGACUUCGCCACCGAAUUAAUACCCCCACCUGGAAAUUCAACAUUAAAGUGGCUCCUCAGCGUCGACGGAUCCUCAGACAAAAGGGGAGGAGGAGCUGGUGUUCUCCUAGAAGGACCGGAUGGUUUAAUUAUAGAGCAAGCCAUCAUGUUCAAAUUUCAUGCCAGCAACAAUCAAGCAGAAUAUGAAGCCUUAAUUGCUGGUCUAUCCCUGGCCGUCGAACUCCAGAUUACUUGCCUAGAGUGUCGGAUGGAUUCGCAGUUGGUUGUCGGACAGGUGAACGGAACUUAUCAAGUCAAGGAUAAUCAGUUAUUGCGUUAUUUCCACAAAACUCAGACCUUGCUUCAAAACUUCACAGAGUUUAGCAUCGUCCAUAUACCCAGGGAGCAAAACACGAGGGCAGAUAUCUUGUCUAAAUUGACUCACUCUAAGGAGCGAGCACAAUUAUCUUCAAUCAUUAAGAUGACGCUAGACCACCCAGUCGUGGAAGCACUCGCCAUCGACAUGUCGACACCUAUAGUAGACUGGCGCCUAAAAGUCAAAGAUCUUAUGAUAAAACAAGAACAAGGAGAGGACAUUACCGUGACCGACUCCAAACGCAUUGCACGUUUUGUGUGCAUAGGCGACGACCUUUACCGUCGCGGACACAGCACUCCUCUAUUGAAAUGCAUAUCCGAGGAAGAGGCCGACUACGUUUUACGUGAGUUACAUACAGGGAUAUGUGGAUUCCAUUCAGGCAAACGAACACUCAGGGCCCGGAUUCUUCGCGCAGGAUAUUACUGGCCCACGAUCGACCACGACUGUGACGAAUUCGUAAAGAAGUGUAUCUCCUGCCAAGCACAUGGCCACGAAAUUCACGCACCUCCAGAGGAAUUGCACGAUAUUGUCGCCCCAUGGUCGUUCGCUCAGUGGGGUCUCGACAUAGUCGGACCACUACCACCUGCCAAAGCACAAAACAAGUUCCUCCUUGUUGCGGUUGACUACUUCACAAAGUGGAUAGAAGCCGAACCAUUGUCUGUCAUUAGUGCCCAACGGGUGCAGAAGUUCAUCUGGCACCUCAUCUGUCGGUUUGGUCUGCCGCAAAAAAUCAUUACUGAUAAUGGUCGACAAUUCAUCGAACGUAAACUGGAAGAAUUCCUUAACAGUUUGGGCAUCAAACAUAUCACCUCAUCGGUCGAACAUCAAUGGUCGACAUCGAACGGUCGGUUAUUAGUGGUCGACAUCAGUUCGGAUGUUUAG